This is a messenger RNA of Lodderomyces parapsilosis, 624 nucleotides long. RefSeq names its product Isy1p (gene ISY1). Bases 1 to 624 code for a protein of 207 amino acids. The record is from RefSeq and is a predicted model, not a curated record. Gene Ontology annotation, cellular component: post-mRNA release spliceosomal complex; post-spliceosomal complex; catalytic step 2 spliceosome. Gene Ontology annotation, biological process: mRNA 3'-splice site recognition; generation of catalytic spliceosome for second transesterification step. The transcript has a single exon. NCBI's taxonomy places the organism in Eukaryota, Fungi, Ascomycota, Pichiomycetes, Serinales, Debaryomycetaceae.
AUGUCGCUAAACAACUUUCAUCAGUACAAGAGUAAAGAAUCAGGGGCACUAGAUACCAAUCCCCAGAACCGACCUAAAUAUGUGCAGAAAGUUCAAUCAAUCCCACAAGCGGAAGUCUGGCGAAAUAUCGUGUUAGGAGAAAUUUCAUCCAAAUUAACUCAAAUCAAUGAUGCACAAACCAGUGAUGCUCGUCUUCGAGAGUUGAAUGAUGCUUUGAAUCAGCUAUUCAAGGAAAAGAGAAGUUGGGAGCAUCAUAUAAAGAACCUCGGAGGUAAUGAUUAUAUCCACAAUAUCAAAGAUAUGAUAAAUUCCGGAAUCAAUGUUGCCGGGUGGAGAUACUUUGGCAGGGCAAAGGAAUUGCCUGAUGUGAAGAAGAUGAUUGAGGAGAAGAAAAAGCAGACUGUGAAGCAGAAUGGGAAUGAAUGGAGUAAAACUGUUGAAAAUAGAUUGGAUGAUCAUUAUUACGGCAAACAGAAGGAUAGUAAACAGCUUCUUGAGUUCGAGUUGAGGCGAGGUUUAGAGUUAAGAAAAGAAGAAGGUGAAAGUACAAAGGUUUCACUCAGUGAUUUACCUAGUCAAGAGCAGAUUACAGAAUGGUUGACCAUGAAGAAUAUAGUUCAAUAA